GAGAGAAAGUCUCCGCGAAUGUACAGGCGACAUUUACAUAUUUUUGACUGAUGAUUGUUGUUCAGUUUAAUACAUACUUCCGUGUUAGUUAGUUAACUCAGAUGAGGAUGGUGUAUUAUAUAAUUUAUCAGUUAGUGCACAGCAUCAUUGUAUAAAUUAUACGACGCUUCAAAAUGCGGACGACAACUAAGCUAACGCUGAAAGAACGAAUAGAAUGCGUCCGCCUGUACUCCCUUCAUGAACAACCACGCAAAGUUCAACUGGCUUGGCAGCAAAAGUUUGGAACGACUCCACCAUCGUGCAAAACAAUUGUCGCCAUCAACAAGAAAUUUGAUGCCACCGGGUCAGUGGCAGAUCUCUUGAGAACCGGGCGACCCAAAACAUCAUUUACCCCCACAAACAUGGCUCUGGUCGAAAAUGCAAUUAAGAAUGACCCUGCGAAGACGUUAAGAAAACUCGCUACUGACCUAGGAAUGAAAAAGACGAGCGUUCAACGUAUUAAAAGAAAUGCCGAAAUGAAUGGAACUUUGGGUCAAGAAGAAAAAAAUAGGUUAAAGGACACAAUUGCUACUCUGAAUAAAAUGGUUGGAUAUCUAGAACGGAAAUCGACUGGAUCAAACUCACCAAAGAAGAUUUCGGAUGGCAGAGAACAACAGAGUAUAAAUAUGAUCCCAGACACAGAAAUUCAAAUAUUACAACCACCACAAGAAAAUUUCAGAACAAUUACACAUGAAAUACAGAUUAUGGAAUCCGAUCAAAGCGAAGUUGUAAUUCCUUCGGUUUCUUUGGACCCAUCUACAAUCAUUUUAACACCAUUAAGUUAGCAUCAUCAAUUCCUGAAGCGGCAUUGGUUGUUAAACAAUUUAUACAUUUUACAGCUAAAAUUCCCAUACUCUGAUGAACAAUUUAUUUUGCUGCAUAUUAAAACAUGCAGAAAUUUUUAGUUUAUUGAAGGCUCUGAGAUUAAAUGGUGAAUAACUCGUUGAGUCACUGCCAGGAUGGAACAUUUUUCAAAGGGAAUUCUUUGAAAGAAAAUAAUACAAUUUAUUUAGAACGAAAUCGCGUUUAUUAUUUUUUAAAUCUCAACGAAUUUAAUUAUCUUUAAGAUUAUAUAAGUUUUUGAAAUAUUAUACGCGUUAAUAAUCAACUAAACUAAUGUUCUUAUUUUUAUACAUUUCUGUUGAAUUAAAUUAACGUACUAGUCGUCUUUCAACUAAAGUUGAUGUUCAUAA
Molecule: messenger RNA, 1232 nt
Organism: Folsomia candida
Lineage: Eukaryota; Metazoa; Arthropoda; Collembola; Entomobryomorpha; Isotomidae
Exons: 3
Coding region: 174-824 (216 amino acids)
Source: RefSeq, a predicted model, not a curated record